Zygotorulaspora mrakii is the source of this 591-nucleotide messenger RNA. RefSeq lists its product as uncharacterized. The transcript has a single exon. The coding region runs from base 1 to 591 and encodes 196 amino acids. NCBI's taxonomy places the organism in Eukaryota, Fungi, Ascomycota, Saccharomycetes, Saccharomycetales, Saccharomycetaceae. The record is from RefSeq and is a predicted model, not a curated record.
AUGGAUCCGUACAGUUUGAAAAGGGACAAUAGAAAAAAGUUUCAAGACAAGCAGCGACUGAAGCACCGUCAUGCUACCCCCAGUGACAGAAAAUAUAGAGCAUUAAACCGACAAGAGAAAGAAGGUGAAAACAGUCAGAGUAAUGAAGAUAAGGACGAAGAGGAGGUCGAGCUGGAAAUCCCCUCGAAUGAAGCAAGAUACCACGAGGACAUAACUAUGGCAUUUGGUGAUGCAGGAGAGGAAGAGAGGAAUAGCAUCGCCAGUAAAAGGUUGAGAGACAUCCUCAAGGAAAAGGCGGAACAAGAAAAGUUUCAAGACAAUUUGCCGCAAAACGAGUCCUCUCAAGCACGUAUCACAACAAAAGGUUUACAAACUAUGGACAUAGCAGAUCUAAAUCAACUUCUGGGAACUAAAAACAAUACCAAUCUUACUCCUGCUCCUCGUGCUGCGCAGCGCAAUCACCAACUCGCCACUUUAGAUAAACAGCAAUCCGUCGAAAGCCGUGACAAUCGCAAAAACAAAGAAUCGGCAACUUCCAAUGUUCCUAAGGAUCUGAUAGCAGCUCAAGAUUUUCUCGAUGAUCUCAUAUAG